Ostreobium quekettii is the source of this 1026-nucleotide messenger RNA. The record is from the annotation of a GenBank genome assembly. NCBI's taxonomy places the organism in Eukaryota, Viridiplantae, Chlorophyta, Ulvophyceae, Bryopsidales, Ostreobiaceae.
AUGCCUGGUCAGACAUCCUCUCGGCCAUCCAAACUGAGACAGCAAGGGCGGGGAGGGGGUGGCCCGAUGCAGACGCGGCUGGCGGUGCUGGGACUGCUGGCGCUGGUCGUCGGGACGGGCGGUCUGCUGCUGUAUCUGCGGCUGCGCCAGCAGAGGGAUGCCGCAGUCGCCAUGUGUUACAAUACCGAAAAUGGUCCUGAAGCCAAGUCCAUCAAUUUUAAGGUGUCAACGAACUGUGAGCGCAGAUUCGGGUUUGUAGUAAAUGUCAUGGACCCGUUGCUACAAACCCAUGCCUGCACGGGUGUGCUCGUGGCGCCAAGGGUCGUCGUGGUACCCGCCUCGUGUAUUGAAGAGAAGAAAGUUGAAUACCCCCCUGUGCGACUGGGAAGUAACCAUUUGAAUCCUGCCGAUGUUCCUCAUGAGAAUGACGUGCGGAACACCUGUCGCCGCAUCACGCACAAGGACUACCAAAAGAACAACCCAAAAAAAGGCGCCGACAUAGCGCUGCUCAUCCUGGAGAGCCCAGCUGUGCACAAUGCGCCCAUCUCCGGCAUCACAUCCCUCCAAGACUGCCAGGAUCCAAGGCACAGUCGCAAGGGGAACAUGACAGCCUUCGGGUGGUUCUCAGCAGGAAUGAGUCAGACGCCAUCCUUCGAACUGCAGGCGGUGCCGAACCUGGAAUGGGUGGACAAAGCACAGUGCCGCAAGGCGUUGGGCCAUGGGACUCCCAGUGGAACUGUCUGCUCAAAGUACCCCAAUAGGGCAACCAUUGCAGAAUGGGACCUUGGUUCGCCCAUCCUGUGCAACGACGAGGAGUUGGUCGGCCUGGCGUCCUACGAGCAGAUGCGCGUCUCGAGGGACGUGCCCUACGUUUACACGCACAUUUCAGAGUACCGCCACUGGAUCGAGAGUCUUGGAGAAAAGGCAUCCGUCGAUGAGACAAACGACGAGGCAAGGCCUGAAUGCAAGGCUGCGCGAGAUGUACGUAAGAUCGUCUUGAAAACCGCCGACGAUCGCGAGCUCUAG